This is a messenger RNA of Wickerhamiella sorbophila, 1518 nucleotides long. RefSeq names its product Serine palmitoyltransferase 1. The transcript has a single exon. Gene Ontology annotation, cellular component: endoplasmic reticulum. The record is from RefSeq and is a predicted model, not a curated record. Lineage: Eukaryota; Fungi; Ascomycota; Dipodascomycetes; Dipodascales; Trichomonascaceae. Bases 1 to 1518 code for a protein of 505 amino acids. Gene Ontology annotation, molecular function: pyridoxal phosphate binding; serine C-palmitoyltransferase activity. Gene Ontology annotation, biological process: ceramide biosynthetic process; sphingosine biosynthetic process.
AUGGAAGAGUUACCGCGCACGAGUGGCCUUUGGGUCGAGCAGACGCUCACAAAAAUCCUUGAAGUGCUGUCGCAUAUCCCGGGGUCCAAGAUUAUUGGCCGCUACAUCAAGCGGUCGCACCAGAACGAUCCCAUGCGAACGGUGUUUGAAGUCAUUCUGUUCGGGUUCACAGUGGCAUAUUUUCUGGCCUCGAAGCGGCCGUACGACCAGCGUACCCACGUUAAUUUCACGGAGGAGGAGAUCGACGAGCUACUGAAAGAAUGGCGGCCUGAUCCUCUGGUCGACCCGUUGACGGAGGAACAGAAGAAGCUCCUGGAUUUAGCUCCCGUCAUUGUCGGUGAAAAUGGACCCAAAGUACAUAUCAAGGGCAGUGAUGGCGAGUUUAUGAAUUUCACAAGCACGGACCUGCACAACUUUGCUCACUAUGACAGCUUAAAGAAGGCGGCUGUCGAGACCAUUCGCUACGCCGGCGUUGGCUCUUGUGGUCCCGCCGGCUUUUACGGAAACGAGGACUUCCAUAACAAUGCCGAGGCCGAUAUUUCCAAGUGGCUGGGCACUGAAAGCAGCAUGCUGUAUGCUCAGGACAACGCCACAGCCCCUUCGGUUCUCCCGUGUUUUGCCAAACGCGGUGAUGUGCUCGUGAUUGACCAGGCAGUGAACAUUUCGCUGCAAAUUGGCGCGCGUCUCUCGCGUGCCAAGAUCUUCUGGUUCCGUCACAACGAGAUGGAGGAUUUAGAACGCCAGCUAAAGUACGCCUGCAGCCUGCACAAAAAGGGUGCGUUACCCCGUCGUUUCAUCAUCACUCAGGGCCUGUUUGACUACACUGCGAACUCGCCCGACCUCAAAAAGGUUGUCGAGCUCAAGAAUAAAUACAAGUUCCGUUUAAUUCUUGACGAGUCUUGGUCGCUGGGUGUGCUGGGCCAGCACGGCCGGGGUCUGCCCGAGGAACAGGGCGUUCCUCGCAGCGAUAUUGACAUUACGAUCGGCUCUCUUUCCGCAGCGAUGGGGUCCUCGGGUGGGUUCUGUUCUGGCGCCAAACUAAUUAUUGAUCACCAACGCAUCACUUCACUUGCUUAUACGUUUUCUGCAACUUGCCCGCCGUACUUGGCCCGAGUGGCAAGCGAGGUGGUGAAAAUGCUCGAAGACGAGCAAGUCGGGCCCCCCAUGGUUGCUGCACUGCGCGACAAGGCGUCCAUCGUCUACAAGACCCUGCAGCGCCAAAAGCAUAUCCAGCUGAUCUCUCGCCCAGACAGCCCCCUGGUGGUGUUUUGCCUGAGCGAUUCGCUAGCAGAAAAACUCGACACCGAGGCCGCUGUAGAGCAAGUCCUGGACGCAAUUGUGCUCGAAAGCCGCAAAUAUGGCGUGCUGAUCUCGCGUCUCCAGCAGAUUCAGGAAUUCGAAAAGUAUACCCCCAUCAACGCUAUCCGGCUCUACGUGCCGAAUGGGCUUUCAGAAUCUGAAGUCAAGAACGCUGCAUCCUUGAUUUCCAAAGCCAUCACCAAAGCGGCCAAGCAAUAG